This is a messenger RNA of Pyrus x bretschneideri (Chinese white pear), 2181 nucleotides long. Its product is annotated as F-box protein CPR1-like. The record is from RefSeq and is a predicted model, not a curated record. NCBI's taxonomy places the organism in Eukaryota, Viridiplantae, Streptophyta, Magnoliopsida, Rosales, Rosaceae. Gene Ontology annotation, molecular function: protein binding. The transcript has 3 exons. Bases 244 to 1473 code for a protein of 409 amino acids.
GAGAAAGAAUAGGCUUCGAACGUGGUGCUCAUUCGCGAGUUCCACGUUGACCUUUAAGCUGAAAAAUCAUCUUUUUCAGUACAUCACGUGGCUCACGAGAAAUCUUGUAAGGAACCCCGCGCUCACAUGACUCAUCUCACAUUUCUCCAAACCGCCACUUGAAUUCCUUCCCCCAACUGCAAAGAACACUCUGAAAGAAAGUGAAAGUGAAAAAACCCUAGACCCUGCAAGCAAAUUCCAGAAAUGAAGACUCCAAAAUCCACCCUCGAUACGACGCAGCUUCAAAUCCAAGCAUCCAUGGCCAUGGCCGAACUCCCGCCGGAGGUAAUCGUCGACAUACUCUCUCGUCUGCCCGUCGCCCGCCUCCUCCGCUUCCGGUCGAUUGCAAAACCAUGGCGGUCGCUCAUCGACAGCUCAUACUUCGUCCAUCUCCACCUCACGCAAUCGGCAGAGUCCAAAUCGCAUCUCAGUUUGAUUCUCAGAAAGGAAUCUGACCUCUACUGCAUCAGUUUCGACUCCUUAAACGACGCCGUCGAGCUCAAUCAUCCACUCAUGUGCUACAGCAAUCGAAUUCGCGUUUUGGGAUCCUGCAACGGCCUUCUGUGCCUCUGUAACGUGGCCGAAGACAUCGCUCUCUGGAACCCGUCGACGAAGAAGUACAGAAUCUUGCCGUCUCUGCCAUCGGAUCGAAAGCGCGAUUCGAACAUGUGCUUAUGUGGCGCGAGGGUAUAUGGUCUUGGAUACGACGCUAUUCAGGAUGACUAUAAAUUGGUGAGGAUUUCUCAGUUUAUCGGAUUGGAUUACCUGUCGUUUCAGUCCGAGGUGAGGGUUUAUAGCCUGAGAAGCAACGAGUGGAAGCGACUCGAAGACAUGCCUUAUGUACUCUGUUACACACGAAAAAUGGGGAUUCUUGUGAGCGGUUGUGUGCAUUGGGUGGUGACUCGGAACCUCGAAUUGGAUCAAUCAGCAACCGAAUUGGUCAUUGCAUUUGACGUUGCGAAUGAGACUUUUCGUGAGGUGCCUAUGCCGCAGAACAUGGACAGUAAGUGUCAGAUUGAUGUGGGAUGCUUGGGAGGGUGUCUUUGCAUUGUAGCUAAAUAUGAAGAUAAGGAUGUUGAUGUGUGGACAUUGAAGGAUUAUGGGGUUAAAGAGUCUUGGAGUAAAUUGUUUACCGUUGCGCAAACUCGAAGAAUCAAGAGCGUUAGGCCUUUGGUGUAUUCAAAGAAUGACCGCGAAGUUUUGUUCGAACAGGACCACGAAUGUCUUGUUUGGUUUGACCUGAAAAGCCAGAGGGUUAAGCAUGUCAAGGUUCGCGGCUUGCCAGAUUUGUUUGAGGCUGUAGUUUGUAUGGAAAGCCUUGUUUCGGUUCAUCCUCGUAGACAAGACGAUCGUAAGCAGCAGGAAGCAGCAGGGGACAAGAAGAAUAAGAAGAGGGAUGAUUUUCUGGCCCAAGGCUUCAAAUUGGUGCUGUAGGCAAUCAGAACAAAAGACGAGGACAUAGAGCAGAGAGUUCUUCACCGAAGUGCGCCACCAAUGUUUCAUUGUGGAACUUAUCUGCAGGUGAAGAAGGUUUCGUUCACAACCUCACACUUUUGAGGUGCCAAUCCGAGUUCUGUUUUUAGGGCUAUGACCUUCAGAUUUGAAUCACGCGGGAGUUUUUGAUUGGAAUGCUGCCGUCACCGGGACGUCAUUCAUUCCAACCCUUGAGAUCUCAUGAAAUGGUAUUCUUGGAGCAACAUGUGGUCUAUGUUUUGCAGUGUUUUGUUAAGUGACUUUGAUUGGCAUCCUUGAGAUGGUAUUGUAAGAAACGCAAAUUAUAUUAUGUUCAAGGGUAGGUAUCCUAUAUUACGGAGUUUUUAGCUGUUGGAUAUUGAUCGUUGUAUCGUUGACCAACAAUCUAACGGUCAAAAACCGCAGAGCAUAGGUUACCCGAAGCAUACUAGAAAAUCUUUGUAAGAAAAAGCCUAUGUUUAUUCACUAGGAAGACUUGGUAUAGAAAAUGCGGUUGGGGAAAGAACGCGUGGAAAUUAGAGGGCAGAAGUGCAUUGAAUGUACGCCGACUCGGCUAAUAAGUGCUGAGUAGAAAAGGAAGCGGCGACUUUACACCGACAUCAUACCAUCCAAAUUCGUUUGUAUUACUCUCAAUUGUGAUCGCAAGAAAAAGCAAUUUGUUUCAUCAGA